This is a messenger RNA of Gastrolobium bilobum, 858 nucleotides long. RefSeq lists its product as uncharacterized. Gene Ontology annotation, molecular function: translation initiation factor activity; RNA binding. Gene Ontology annotation, biological process: translational initiation. The record is from RefSeq and is a predicted model, not a curated record. Lineage: Eukaryota; Viridiplantae; Streptophyta; Magnoliopsida; Fabales; Fabaceae. Gene Ontology annotation, cellular component: nucleus. The transcript is spliced from 4 exons. Bases 128 to 637 code for a protein of 169 amino acids.
CAGUUCCGCUCUAAAUCCCAAACAUAAGAAUAAUAACAGAAACUCACAUAACGAGUUUGAUUAGCUUCCAAUUGUCAUAUGCAAAGUUUUGUGAUAAAUCUUGGCAACUGGAAAAUUAGGGUUUGAGAUGGCCAUGAGAGGAGGAAGGAAGAAUUUGAAGAGGGCAACCGAGGAAAAGCAUAUAACCCUUCAAGAUGGGCAAAGCAUCAUGCAGGUGGUGUCUCUUCGAGGCUCCAAUCUCAUUGAGGUCAUGGAUGCACGUGGUGAGAAAUCACUAGCUCUAUUUCCUGCUAAAUUUCAGAAAAGCAUGUGGAUAAAACGAGGGAGCUUUGUUGUAGUUGAUGAAAGUGGAAAGGAGAAGGCUCUUGAAUCAGGUAGCAAGGUUGCAUGUCUCGUUUCUCAAGUUCUUUUCUAUGAACAAGUCCGAGCACUACAGAAAUCUCCAGAAUGGCCUGAAAUUUUUAAAUAUGGGAUGGUAGAUGAUUCAAAUGAAAGAACUACCUCCGAACAAGGGAACGAGACAGAUGCCAGUGAUGAUGAUGGACUACCUCCAUUGGAAGCCAAUACAAACAGGAUGAGACCUAUUGAGCUGCAAGCUAACGAAGAUUCAGAAUCCAGUUCGGAUAAAGAUGAUUGAUUUAUCUAGUCAGGCUCACACGCUUAAUGCAUGUGAAAAAUUGUUUCUGUCCUGUCUUUAUGGGCUAAUUGCUCUGAAUACGUGAUUGCAUUGACUUGUGAAAUUAUAAAACACAAUGGAUAAAUCAUUUGCUUGAUAAUUUUACACCUCAGAACAUGAAUAAUAUAUUACGAAGAGAUAAAUGAAGGGUUUUAUGUUUAUCAUGUAACAUAACUUUACUU